AUGGACCGAGAUUCCAGACUCAGGGUCUCAAGAAGGGCCUUUUACCUGCAGGGUGGGACCGGAAUCUCAGCCAACACCUGUCUGCUCUGUCUCCGCCUGGCCGCCAUCCUCAAGGGCCACAAACCCAGGCUCAGGGACCUCCUCAUCACCCACCUGGCUCUGACAUACAUUGUCCUACUUCUCAUUGUGGCCCUUUUGGUAUCUACAGACAUCUGGGUAGUGCAGGACAUUCCGAGUGACGUCAAAUGCAAAAUUCUGGUAUUCCUGCACAAGGUCAUGAGGGGACUGUCCCUCGGCACCACCUGUGUCCUGAGUGUGCUCCAGGACCUCACCAUCAGCGCCAGUGGCUCCUUUCUGGCCGACUUCAAAGUCAAAUCUGCAAACCCCAUCCUGGGGGCAUGUCUGUUCCUGUGGGUCCUCACCAUGGCCAUUAUCAGCGACCAGCUUCUCUGCAGGGUGGCCACCCCCAGUGCCAGGCAGCCAGGUCUUCUCUUUGUCAACAGCCACUGCUCUUUCCUGCUGAGGUACAGGGGUGUUUUUCUCUUUCUGGUAAUGCUCAGAGACAUCUUCUUCGUGGGCCUCAUGGCCGUGUCCAGUGGGUACAUGGCCACCCUUCUGCACAGACAUCAGCAGUGCUUCCUGUCCCUCCACGACUUUAGGCUGUCCCCCCAGACCUCCUCUGAGCACAGGGCCACUCCCAGCGACCUGCAACUGCUCGACUGCUUCGACACCCUGUACUGUGCAGACUCUGCACUCUCCCGGCUCAUCAGCGGGAUGAGGAGAAAUGUCCCCAUGCUCUGGAGCAUCCACAAUACAGUGACCAGUGGUUAUGGCAUGCUCAGUCCCCUGGUACUGCUCAGGGUGGACACCCAAAUCCUGAACAUCACAGGAGCCCAGUGA
This is a messenger RNA of Ictidomys tridecemlineatus (thirteen-lined ground squirrel), 900 nucleotides long. Lineage: Eukaryota; Metazoa; Chordata; Mammalia; Rodentia; Sciuridae. The record is from RefSeq and is a predicted model, not a curated record.